Messenger RNA from Vicugna pacos (alpaca), 1932 nucleotides. RefSeq names its product cAMP responsive element binding protein 3 like 4 (gene CREB3L4). Gene Ontology annotation, biological process: regulation of transcription by RNA polymerase II. The record is from RefSeq and is a predicted model, not a curated record. Lineage: Eukaryota; Metazoa; Chordata; Mammalia; Artiodactyla; Camelidae. Gene Ontology annotation, cellular component: nucleus. Gene Ontology annotation, molecular function: DNA-binding transcription factor activity, RNA polymerase II-specific; RNA polymerase II cis-regulatory region sequence-specific DNA binding.
GUAAGUCUUGAGCAAUCCUUGUGGACUCUUCCCUCCUUUGUUUUCAACCCCGCCUUGGCCUAUGAAAUUGAUGGCCAGAGAACAUUCAAGCGUCCAGUGCUCCAGUCAUCUCUAUCCUUCCCUGAGGAGCCACUAAAUCCUCAGGAAGAUCUACUAUCACUAGGAGAAACUCAGGCAGAAAGGGCAAGGCUGCUGUUUCCCUUAAGUUCCGUUUGUGGACGCUCAGCGUCUUAACACUGCUCCCAGAUACUGCGCCCCUAUCGUGGCUCCUGGCUAGGUGCAACCCACAUUCGAACUGUUAAGAUUGGGGGCGGGGUUUGGCUAGGCAGGUCCAGGAUGCGAGAUCCUGGAGAAAAGAAAAGGUGUAGUGUUUGGGGCCAUCAACGGGCUAGCUGGCUUGGCACGGUUGAGCUCUUCGGAACAGGUAAUACCCAGUGGGGAGCCUGUUGGUCUGAGCCAGAGAUAAGGCUGGAGGAGAGAGCUCCGGGUGACAGAAGCAUGGAUUUCAGAACCCCUGACCUGCUGGAUGUGUGGCUGGAGCCCCCAGAAGAUGUCUUCUCAACAGGAUCCUUCCUGGAGCUGGGACUCUCUCUACCUCCAGAAGGCCCAGUAACUAGGCUGCAAGAACAGGGGCUGCAAGGCUGGGAGUCCAGUGGGGGCCAUGGCUGUGGUCUUCGAGAGAGUGAGUCUGAAGAUUUCCUGAAGCUUUUCAUUGAUCCCAAUGAAGUGUACUGCUCAGAAGCAUCUCCUGGCAGUGACAGUGGAAACUCUGAGGAUCCUGGCCAUCCAGACAGUCCCCCUGCCCCGAAGCCACCCAGUUCCCCUGCCCUCUAUCAGGUUGUCUAUGAGACAGGAGCCCUGGAGAGGAUGCAGGAGGAAGCUGGGACAGCUGUAGGGUUCAUUUCCAUCCAACUAGAUCAGUGGAGCCCACCAUUUAUGGUGCCUGAUGCCUGCGUGGUCAGUGAGCUGCCUGCUGACACUCAUGCGCACAUCCUGCCCAGAGCGGGCACUGUAAACCCAGUGCCUCCUGCAGCCCUGCUGCCCUGUCAAACCUUGUUCCUGACAGAUGAGGAGAAGCGUCUGCUGGGACAGGAAGGGGUUUCCCUACCCUCUCACCUGCCCCUCACUAAGGCAGAGGAGAGGGUCCUCAAGAAGGUCAGGAGGAAAAUUCGUAACAAGCAGUCAGCUCAGGACAGUCGGCGACGGAAGAAAGAGUACAUCGAUGGACUGGAGAGCAGGGUGGCUGCCUGUUCUGCACAGAAUCAGGAACUACAGAAGAAAGUCCAGGAGCUGGAGAGACACAACAUCUCCCUGGUGACUCAGCUCCGCCAGCUGCAGAUGCUUAUUGUUCAAACUUCCAACAAAGCUGCCCAGACUAGCACUUGUGUUCUGAUCCUUCUUUUCUCCUUGGCUCUCAUCAUCCUGCCCAGUUUCAGCCCCUUUCAGGGCCUACCAGAAGCUGGGCCUGAGGAUUACCAGCCUCAUGGAGUGAUUUCCAGAAACAUCCUGACUCACAAGGACAUGACAGAAAAUCUGGAGAACCCAGUGGUUGAGUCCAGAUUGGAGGGGCCACCUGGGGCCAAGGGUGCAAAUGGCUCAACACAGACACUGCUUGAGAAGGAAGGGAGGGCAGGGCCCAACAGGCACAUCAGAACUGUGCUGCACGGAGAUGAGAUGUGAGCUGUAACACUUCCUGGCCCACUUCCCAUUCACAAUAAGGAAUUCAGGGCUCCACUGUGGUUCUGCUUCCCACCUGGGAUUCCCAUUCAGGGUUCUCUGGCCUCAGGGCUCAGGAUACUCUAGAUGUCUGAGCUCAGUCUGCCUAUGUGAGGGGGCACCUCAAAUACUUUUGUUAUGUAUCUGUGGUUUUAUUUCUUCUUUGGGGAUAGGGUUUAGGGGAAGCAGACCUUUUGGCUGAGAAAUAAACUUUUU